UGGGGGCGGCGGCGGCGGGGCCGGCCCGGUGUCCCCGCAGCCCCACGAGCUGACUUCGCUCUUCGAGUGCCCGGUCUGCUUUGACUAUGUCCUGCCUCCCAUCCUGCAGUGCCAGGCCGGGCACCUGGUGUGUAACCAAUGCCGCCAGAAGUUGAGCUGCUGCCCGACGUGCAGGGGCGCCCUGACGCCCAGCAUCAGGAACCUGGCUAUGGAGAAGGUGGCCUCGGCAGUGCUGUUCCCCUGUAAGUAUGCCACCACGGGCUGUUCCCUGACUCUGCACCACACAGAGAAGCCAGAACACGAAGACAUCUGUGAAUACCGUCCCUACUCCUGCCCCUGUCCCGGCGCCUCCUGCAAGUGGCAAGGGUCCUUGGAAGCCGUGAUGUCCCACCUAAUGCACGCCCACAAGAGCAUUACCACGCUUCAGGGAGAAGACAUCGUUUUCCUAGCUACAGACAUUAACCUGCCGGGGGCCGUCGACUGGGUGAUGAUGCAGUCGUGUUUCGGCCAUCACUUCAUGCUGGUACUGGAGAAGCAGGAGAAAUAUGAGGGCCACCAGCAGUUCUUCGCCAUUGUCUUGCUCAUUGGCACCCGCAAGCAAGCUGAGAACUUCGCCUACAGACUGGAAUUGAACGGGAACCGACGGAGAUUGACCUGGGAGGCCACGCCGCGGUCCAUUCACGACGGUGUGGCCGCCGCCAUCAUGAACAGUGACUGCCUUGUUUUUGACACAGCCAUCGCACACCUUUUUGCAGACAAUGGGAACCUUGGAAUCAAUGUAACUAUUUCUACCUGUUGUCCAUGAAGCCCCUCGAGGCUUUCAUAAACCAUUGAGAUUAUUUGGGCACAGUGCUCUAUGUUUCAUAAAGGUUUUAUAGAUGUUUUAUUCAGUAUGUCCUCACAGGUCAGGACCCACAGUUACCCCAUGUUUUGUUUGAACAGCAACUUCCCAUCUGGCAUUAAACCAACAAAGUUCAUUAAACUGGGAUGAAUGGAGUUGGCCUGUUAGUAAUUUGGAGGCUGUUCUGUGAUCUAAAACCAACUCUCUUAUUAAAUUGUAUUUAACUUCCUGAACAACACUUGGCAUGUAGCUCAGGACUCCACAGACCAGUACAUUAGAAAUUGGAGGCCCCUUCCUGCCUGCUUGCCAGUAUUGGUCCCCCAGUGUUGGCAAAAGUACAGUGACUGUCAGGAGGUUCCCUUUGUUUUUAGGAGGUAGGAAUUAUUUCAGUGCAUUUUCAGUAGUGUCUCAAACUGGAUGGCUGACCUGAAUACCUAAAACCACCUGGAGUGCAUAUCUUACAAAUCUUUGGGGAGUCCAUGAAUUUUAAUAGUCUUACCAAGUGAUUCUUUUCCAUAAUGAAGGUUGAGAGUUACUGGCUUAAAUUGUGGGAAAGGGUCCAGAUGUUAAAGGUGCUUUAAGAUUGCCCUCUACUGAUACUGUCUGUCUUUCUACUGUUUCACACCCUCACAUCCCCGCCCAACACCCCACCUGAAAUUAAAACUAGAACUUUAGGUCCACGUGAGCACGCUCCUGAGAUGUGGUCACUGUAGUGUGUUUGGGUGGAUCACCAGGAAAACAAGUCAUAUGGCCACUAGUAGUUCUCACACAGUUUCUGCUCACCUCUAGGACAGAUGACCUGUUGACACUUGGCCUCCCUCAAAGCCUUCCUGGACUAUAGAUGGAGUGAAAGACUAGAUCAGUAGUUGGAAAAGCUUUAUAACCAGUGUCAUAUGCUUGCUAUUUAAAGGUAUGUGUUGGUUUUUUUGCCACAUUCACUUUAGUUUUUUAAUAAAUAUUUUUCAAAAAU
Molecule: messenger RNA, 1811 nt
Organism: Chinchilla lanigera (long-tailed chinchilla)
Lineage: Eukaryota; Metazoa; Chordata; Mammalia; Rodentia; Chinchillidae
Gene: Siah2
Product: siah E3 ubiquitin protein ligase 2
Biological process (GO): proteasome-mediated ubiquitin-dependent protein catabolic process; multicellular organism development
Cellular component (GO): cytoplasm
Molecular function (GO): ubiquitin protein ligase activity; ubiquitin conjugating enzyme binding; zinc ion binding
Source: RefSeq, a predicted model, not a curated record